AUGAAAAACCAUACAAUAACAACCUUCAUUCUCCUGGGACUAACAGAUGAUCCACAGCUUCAGGGUCUACUUUUAAUUUUCCUAUUUUUUACCUACUUAUUAAGUAUAACUGGGAAUCUGGCUAUUAUCUCACUUACAUUAGUGUCUUCUCACCUUAAAACACCGAUGUAUUUUUUCCUACAAAAUUUUUCUUUCUUAGAGAUCUUAUUCACAUCAGCUUGUAUUCCUAGAUACUUAUAUAACCUAUCAACAGGUGACAAGACUAUCACCUACUGUGCCUGUGCCAUUCAAGCAUUUUUCACUGAUCUUUUUGGAGUUACUGAAUUUUUUCUCCUUGGUACCAUGUCCUAUGACCGCUAUGUGGCCAUAUGUAAACCCUUGCAUUACACCAUCAUUAUGAACAUCAGGGUCUGUAGACGGCUCAUCCUUUGCUGUUGGAUGGCUGGCUUGGUAAUCAUACUCCCACCAUUUAGCUUGAGCCAAAAUCUGGAAUUCUGUGACUCAAAUGUCAUUGAUAGCUUUCUCUGUGAUGUAUCCCCCUUUCUUAAGAUUUCGUGCUCAGACACAUGGGUCAUUGAGCAGAUGGUUAUAGUCUGUGCUGUGCUGACCUUCAUCACAACACUUCUUUGUGUGGUUCUCUCCUACAUACACAUAAUCAAGACUGUUGUAAGAUUCCCUUCUGCACACCAAAGGAAAAAAGCCUUUUCUACCUGUUCUUCCCAUAUGAUUGUGGUUUCUAUCACUUAUGGCAGCUGUAUCUUCCUCUAUGUCAAACCUUCAGCGAAGGAAUCAGUGGCCAUAAAUAAGGGUGUAAUAAUGUUAAUUACUUCCAUCGCUCCUAUGUUGAACCCCUUUAUUUAUACUUUGAGAAACAACCAAGUAAAACAAGCUUUCAAUGACUCAAUCAAAAGGAUUGCCUUAUCUUCCAAGAAAUAA
Messenger RNA from Suricata suricatta (meerkat), 936 nucleotides. Its product is annotated as olfactory receptor 6C2-like. The coding region runs from base 1 to 936 and encodes 311 amino acids. Gene Ontology annotation, biological process: G protein-coupled receptor signaling pathway. The transcript has a single exon. Gene Ontology annotation, molecular function: olfactory receptor activity; G protein-coupled receptor activity. Gene Ontology annotation, cellular component: membrane. Lineage: Eukaryota; Metazoa; Chordata; Mammalia; Carnivora; Herpestidae. The record is from RefSeq and is a predicted model, not a curated record.